AUGACUCCGUAUGAGCUCAAUGACGAAUCUACGUGGCGAGAAGUCUUUGAGAAGGUUGUGCUGCCAGAAGCCAACGACAUCUCGUUUGUCGGCUGUCCGACACGCGCGAGCAAAGAUAAGGCGCUUUUGAGGAUGUCCACCACUCAAGUCUCGAAAAAAGACAUCAAGGCGUGGAAAUGUGCCUCAGUGCAUAUUACAAGGGAAGGGAGCCAGUCGGCUAUGCGAUACGACGAGACCAGACUGGAAGGCCUUCGCCUGGACUCUCUAGUCGACGAUAUAUCGACGAUCGGCCUUCCCGACCCAAAAGUUCAUCCCCGAACCAAGGAUGAAGAGUCGUCUUGA
Messenger RNA from Cryptococcus wingfieldii CBS 7118, 342 nucleotides. RefSeq lists its product as hypothetical. The transcript has a single exon. NCBI's taxonomy places the organism in Eukaryota, Fungi, Basidiomycota, Tremellomycetes, Tremellales, Cryptococcaceae. The coding region runs from base 1 to 342 and encodes 113 amino acids. The record is from RefSeq and is a predicted model, not a curated record.